GUCUUAGCGCAUGUCCCAUAGAGCUAUCCAUCAUGGCGGAAGAAAGUCAACAAAAACAAAGUCCUCCCGAAAAAACUGAGGAAAUGUUGCCUGUGCUCGAGCAGACGUGUGCUGAUUACUCGCAGUAUCUGGACGUGAACACAGAUAAAGAGAGGAAAAUGAUAGAAGACAGUAUAGAGGAGAUGCUGACCCAUCUAGAUGAAUUCUGUGGAGUGGUAGACAUGGUUCGAUCAGAAUCCAAUCUUGCACUGAACAAGACACUCCCAGAGUUAUACGAGAGGUCGCUGGAAAUCAGGAAAACAUAUGAGAGGAUCGACCAAUUAGAGGCUUUUGUGAAUGUGGUGAGGAGGAAUGUUAACAUGAUGGAAGAGUUGGUGAACCAGGCAGAACGAGACUACAGCUCUCUCAACUCCAUCAAAUCACUCUUCACCAACAUCAAGAUGCCCAUUUUUGCACCAAAGAAGCCUGUAGCACCGAAACCAGAAGUACGGAAGAAGUUUGUGCCCCCAGAGAUCUUCAAAACAGACGACUUCUUCCCUCCAAAGGAAGAUACCAAGACAUCCACUGUCACUGAGGAGAGGUGACGGCAAAACUGGUCAAAUCAUUUUGGUUCCAGACAUUCUCAUUUCUAAAAAAAAUGGUACAUGUAUCUGUAAAUUUGGAAUCUCUGCUGAAUUUUGAAGUUGAAUACAUUUAUGAGUGUAAUUAUAUGAUGACAGAAAUGUAAGAUACCAGUACUGUGGUUCAAUUCUUUAUACUGUGGUUUCCCUUUCUGAAUCCCCGUCUUAUAAAACAUUAGCUGCUUCAUUCCAUUGAAUAUCAAAAUUUAGCCACUUCUCACAAUGUCAGUGGUCAGGAAGGCCUGAGGACUUGAUUAUACACGAUAGCAUUUGAUUGUAACAUUUGUGAUUUUGCCAAUGGAAGCAAUAAUCAUCUGAAGAAUGUGGAAUUCUGUACAGAUGUUUUAUCUGUAUAUCAGACAGAUAAAACCCAGUAAUCUUAUUUCAUGAGACACUUUUGUCUGUUGUGCAUAUGCAUGCAUUGCCUCAAUGUCUGAAUUACACCAAACAGACUUUUGAUACAUAAAGAUAGCUACUUCUUUUAUUGUAGUAAGUAGAGAGAUAGAAGGAUAUGAGCUGAAUAGUUAAUGGAGUAUUUAGUUCCUGAUGUACAUUGAUUUUUACAAAUCUACUCUAAACGUGGAUGGAAUUCAGCCCCCAAUUUGGGGACUUUUAAAGGAAAAAAAGUGAGAUGGCAAUUUUUCAACACGAGUAUUACAUUAUGCAGGCAAAGUUUAAUAGUGUUCCUAAAGGGCACAGGUAAUAUACAAUACAUAUUUACAAAUGAUUGUGAUAACUUUUCUUUUAAUUGAAUUUAAGCAACUUGAUUUGAGGUAAAUGCCUAAAAAGAAUACAGAAGACAUUGGAAGAUCUACAAUUGUCACUUUUUAACAAUGUAUGAAGUGAGAUUUCAAUUACUCAUCUCUGGUAAAAAAAGAAGUACAAUGUAGUGAGAACUAUGUAUAACUUAGAAUACUCUGAUACAGUAUAUAGCAACUGAGUAAAUAAAUACAUGUAUAUAAAGAAAAAGAUGUUAGUGUGCUUUUGCCUGCUGAACAAGCAACAAUAAAUUCUACCAAAGUUA
Molecule: messenger RNA, 1644 nt
Organism: Branchiostoma belcheri (Belcher's lancelet)
Lineage: Eukaryota; Metazoa; Chordata; Leptocardii; Amphioxiformes; Branchiostomatidae
Product: biogenesis of lysosome-related organelles complex 1 subunit 4-like
Exons: 5
Coding region: 33-584 (183 amino acids)
Cellular component (GO): BLOC-1 complex
Source: RefSeq, a predicted model, not a curated record